Messenger RNA from Momordica charantia (bitter melon), 2890 nucleotides. It is a transcript of the gene MCM3, whose product is annotated as Minichromosome maintenance (MCM2/3/5) family protein. Gene Ontology annotation, molecular function: ATP binding; single-stranded DNA helicase activity; single-stranded DNA binding. Gene Ontology annotation, cellular component: MCM complex; nucleus. Gene Ontology annotation, biological process: DNA strand elongation involved in DNA replication; DNA replication; mitotic DNA replication initiation. The record is from RefSeq and is a predicted model, not a curated record. Lineage: Eukaryota; Viridiplantae; Streptophyta; Magnoliopsida; Cucurbitales; Cucurbitaceae.
CCAAUAGGAAGCCUUCCGUUUCGCGCCUCAGCGUUCUCUCACUCACUUUCCCUCUCUCUGCAUCUCCUCCGCCGCCGUUCUCCAUCUCCACCGGUUCGUCGACGAAGAAGCAAAGGAAAGGAAAGUUAGGGCCAGGAAAAUGGACGUCGGUGAAGAAAUUAGGGCAGCUCACAAGCGAGACUUUUUGGAAUUCCUUGAACAAGUUGUUGGAAAGGGCAUUUACAUGGACGAGAUCAAAGCUAUGAUUAAUCACAAGCGACAUCGCCUUAUAAUCAACAUUUCCGAUCUUCAUUCUUUCAGAGAUCUCGGUCCCAGGGUUCUCCGGAAUCCCAGUGAGUAUAUUCAACCAUUCUGCGAUGCAGUCACAGAAACUGCACGCAGUAUUGAUCCAAAGUACCUCAAGGAGGGAGAGCAAGUUUUGGUGGGCUUUGAGGGCCCCUUUGUUUCUCGCCGCGUCACUCCCAGGGAACUUCUCUCUCAGUUCAUUGGCUCCAUGGUCUGCGUUGAGGGGAUUGUUACUAAAUGUUCUCUUGUAAGACCAAAAGUUGUUAAAAGCGUUCAUUUCUGCCCCACAACUGGGGGCUUUACCAGCCGUGAAUAUCGUGACAUUACAUCCAACAUGGGCUUGCCCACAGGAUCUGUGUAUCCCACAAGGGAUGAUAAUGGCAACUUGUUGGUUACUGAGUAUGGCUUGUGUAGAUAUAAAGAUCACCAGACCUUAUCAAUGCAAGAAAUGCCUGAGAAUUCUGCUCCUGGCCAGCUUCCACGAACCGUGGAUGUUAUUGUUGAGGAUGACUUAGUUGACUGUUGCAAGCCAGGUGACCGUGUUGCUAUUGUAGGGAUAUAUAAAGCACUCCCAGGAAAAAGCAAGGGUAGUGUGAAUGGAGUAUUCAGGACUGUUCUUGUAGCUAACAAUGUUUCGUUACUAAACAAAGAGGCAAAUGCACCAAUAUACAGUCCUGAGGACUUGAAGAAUAUUAAAAAGAUAGCUGAAAGGGAUGACACAUUUGACCUUCUCGGUGAUUCUCUUGCACCUUCCAUAUAUGGACAUUCAUGGAUAAAAAAAGCAGUGAUACUACUGAUGCUUAGUGGAGUGGAGAAGAACUUGAAGAAUGGCACCCACUUAAGAGGUGAUAUCAACAUGAUGAUGGUUGGAGAUCCUUCAGUUGCCAAGUCUCAACUUUUAAGGGCGAUAAUGAAUAUUGCACCCUUAGCAAUUUCCACUACUGGUCGUGGGUCAUCGGGUGUUGGGUUAACUGCUGCUGUUACAUCAGAUCAGGAAACAGGAGAGAGAAGGCUUGAAGCUGGUGCAAUGGUUCUUGCUGAUCGAGGUGUUGUCUGUAUUGAUGAGUUUGACAAGAUGAAUGAUCAAGAUAGGGUUGCAAUACAUGAAGUUAUGGAGCAGCAAACAGUGACUAUUGCCAAAGCUGGCAUUCAUGCUUCAUUGAAUGCCCGAUGCAGUGUGGUAGCAGCUGCAAAUCCCAUAUAUGGAUCUUAUGAUCGCUCAUUGACGCCAACAAAGAAUAUAGGCCUUCCAGACUCCCUGCUCUCUCGAUUUGAUUUACUGUUUAUUGUGUUGGAUCAAAUGGAUCCUGAUAUUGACCGUCAUAUUUCGGAACACGUGUUGCGCAUGCACCGGUAUCGGUCUGAUCUUGAUGGAGGUGAGGCAACGGGUGGGGGCUCAAUGUAUGGAAGAGAGGAGGAAGCUGAAGCUGACUCUUCUGUCUUUGUCAAGUAUGAUAGAAUGCUCCAUGGGAAGAAGACAAAACAUGGUCGGAAGCGCGAUACCCUCACCAUCAAGUUUCUCAAGAAGUACAUCCAUUAUGCUAAGCAUAGGAUACAACCUGACCUAACUGACGAGGCAUCUGAGCACAUUGCAACAGCAUAUGCAGAACUUAGAAAUUCAACUUCAAAUGCGAAGACUGGAGGAACUCUUCCAAUUACUGCCAGAACCUUAGAAACUAUUAUACGACUCUCAACUGCCCAUGCAAAAUUGAAGUUGAGUAGGAAGGUUUCAAAAUCUGAUGUGGAAGCUGCCUUGAAAGUUCUGAAUUUUGCCAUAUAUCAUAAAGAGUUGACUGAAAUGGAAGAGCGCGAACAAGAAAGAGAGAAAGAAUUUGAAAGAAAACGCAGAGCUGAACUCCAAUCAGUGGAUAAUGAUGGACCAGAUCGUAGUACUAGAAGACGAGAGGGCUCAAGAACAGAUACCAUGGAAAUCGAUGAUCCUCCUACUGAUGAACCUGCACCUGAUCUGUCUACAGAAAGAAUCGAAGCAUUCAAUUCUUUAUUUGGUCAGCACAUGCGUGCAAACCACCUGGAUCUUAUAUCUAUUGCAGGCAUCGAGAGCAUUGUUAAUGCUGCAGCAGAUACUCGUUACAAUACAGCUGAAAUAAUGUUGCUCUUGCAGAGGCUGCAAGAUGAUAACAGGGUAAUGAUAGCUGAUGGGGUGGUGCAUAUGAUAUCAUGAUUCAUGAAGAUUAUCAUCGGCAGGAACAUAACAUAGGUAAAUUGGCCAAUUGAAGUGUCUCAACUCAGAACGUGGAUCUAUCGGUAAUCUUUUUCAUAUGUUCCUCAAUUGGUAACAGAAGUAGCACAUUUCCAGGAGAAACUGACUUGGUGGAAGAUUACUUUUCCAGUUCAAAGCUCAAAAAUUCAGUGGGAAUCGCCCUCUUUCUUCUGUUGCCUGUAUUUUAUUAAUUCUGAACUGUUACAGUUACUGGGCAGCCUUACUAAACUUGCUGGGUCAGUUGGUACAUAUGUUUUUUUGGAAAAAUUCAUGAGUAGCCCUCCUAGAUAAUAUAAACUUCAAAUAGACAACAGUUGGUUUCAUCAACACCCUGAGAAGGGAGAGAAGAAUGGAUUUCCAAUUAAAAUUUUAACUUAGCCUUCA